GGGCCCAGAGCAUCCCCCCUGGGGUCUCAGCCGGCGGCUCGGCCCUGCCAGCCUCACGCUCGCUCCUUCUGGUCACCUUUUUUUGUUCUCCUGAGCCGUGAAAAAUGAGAAAGUAGCUUUUCUCUGGCGCAGACCUGGGAGCCGCCACAGCCGCGGGUUCCUCUUUGAAGCCCAGGUCUGUUGUAGAGGAAUUGGGAGGCAGGCCAGGCCGCUACAGCCUCGGUGGAGAAUCGCUGCUCUAAAGGCUGUGGUCGCAGGCCAGCUCGGGAUGUGUUUGGAGUCCGCAUGCACAGGCCAUGAAAAGCUCUCUUCCUCUCCCCAUACCCCCAUUCUCCUGCAGCCCAACAGCUCCCCGCCUUCCGGUACCAACCAGCGUGUUAAACAUGUUCAAAGACCAAGAGGAGGAGGUCGUGGAUGACAGCACCAAGCAUGGCGGGCGUGUACGCAACUUCCCACAUGUGCGGGGCAAUUGGACAACAUAUGUCUACAUGCCAUAUGAAGCCUCAGAGGAUUUCCUGGAGUUGCUGGAGCUCCUUAUUUCCCAUGCUCGCACAUAUGCUGUGUCACUCGCCGCCAUGGAGGAGUUUCACAUCAGCCUCUCGCAAAACGUGGUACUGCGUUAUCAUUGGAUAACCCCCUUUGUGCAGUCUCUCAAGGAACACCUGGCCACUGCUUACAGGUUCUUCUGUACAGUUGACCAGGUGAAGGUUUACACCAACCAGAACAAAACCAGGACCUUUGUAGGCUUGGAGGUCUCUUCUGGGCAUCCUCAGCUGUUGGAGCUGGUCUCAGGGGUGGACAGAGUUAUGGAGGAGUUUGAUCUCCCAACGUUCUACAAGAACCCCUCAUUCCAUAUCAGCCUGGCUUGGUGUGUCGGAGACCUGACUGACAAGUUGGAAGGGCAGUGUCUCCAGAAGCUUCAGGAGAUUGUGGAUGGGUUUGAGGACUCUGCAUUCCUACUACGAAUCCAGUGGGAGCAAAUCCGCUGCAAAUCCGGGAACAAGUUGUUCUCCUUUCCCUUGAGGUAGGGAGCAGGAAAACCACAUAUUCCAGCUGCCCCAAUGCCUGGGCUCUGCUCCUGAGACAAGAAAUCAGUGCUGCACUGUGCAACUGGACAAUUUGAAGAUUCACAUGUAUCCUGAGUUGCUGAUCUCAGCUCAUCAUCCCAAUGGAGUUUGGAAGCUCAAGCCAGGCUGCUUUUAGUUUAAGUUGCUGGCCCAGAAUGUGGAUAUUUGCACUAUGAUUCCUCACAGUUGCUGUUAGCUUGGGGUGUUGUUCAUGAGCACAGGUAGUUUAGGUUUUCCUAUAGUUGUCAGUUAUGCUGUGGGGAUUUUUAAGCCCUGUUUAUCUUCUGGGGAACUGAAAAUGUUUGUGGGAGGGCAUUUGCUAAAAAGAAGAAUGUAGGGCACUACAUUGCUAAGGGGAUAUAGAGCAUAGUUGCUGUACUGAGCUUGGAGCUUUUAACAGCAAGAUGAGGGUUGCUGAGUUUUAUCAUUCCCAUGACAGACGGUCACAGCACCUCUCUGCAUGUAGCUGAUUGGAACAGGUUCCCUUAUAAAGCUUUAUUUUUUUUCUACUGUCAAUGCUGUAGUUGCUAUAUGGAUGCAAUUCAGCAUCUAAUCCUCAUUCCAAAUUGAUGUGGAAUUAGAGCUGGCAAAGAUAUGGAAGUUCCAUGACUCAGUGCUAGUCAGUGAGACUCCAGGAUGGAAUUAAUAGGAAGUGUUCAGUUUAAACUGAUCCACAGAUUCUCUGAAGGGUGAGGAAAGGCAAAGGUACAGAUUUCAAAUAUUUUCCCUGGGAGCUCUCUCUAAUAUGAAUCCUACUGUUAUACUGUAAAGUGUCCAAAAGAGGGCAAUGUUGGCUUUCACUACCAAUCCUUUACAGCAGGGAACUGCAGAUAGUAGAAUGUGGUAGCCCUUUGAUCAUCCUGGAGUCUAGUGAGCUUGCUGCUGUUUAGUUCCAUUUGGGUGCACCAAAAACAUUGGUCUCCGUGGCUAAUGUCAACUUUCAGCUACACUGUUUGUCUUCAAAUUAGGAAAACAAUUUUUUUUUUGUAACAACAAUUCUGGAUUCUCAUCUGAGCCUCAGUCACUGGGAAAUCCCCUGCAGGCAAUAUAUUUGUUUUGAGAUGAUGGGCUUUUGCCUCCCAGGUAUUGUGGAUGGAGGUUGGUAUGCUGUCCAGUAUCUUUUGCUUUGCGUUUGUCUAUUAAAAGAACCAGAGAGGCUAGUUUCUUAGCAUUGGCACCUGCCUUUUCGAUGGUGUAAAGCUGUUUUCUCAGUGCAUUAUAGGCAGCUAGAGCCUGAUUUUUUUUCAGUUCUCAGCUCCUGCAGCUCCCAUUGGCCUCCAGAAACCCUCCCUAGUCCUUCUCUCCAGCAUGACAUCAGCUGGAGGAUGAAGUCACUGGUCAAAGCAUAAAGACCAGAGGCACUGAGCCUGUCAGAGGGGCUUUAGCACCCUUUAAAAUAUCUGUGUUUGGAUGCCCUUUGUUUUAUGAGCUUUAUAUGUACCGCAUAUCAUUUUAAAACUGUAAUUGGAUCCCUAGGGGGAGACGAGGGAUGGCAGAUGGAAGAAAAUGUUUAAAAGUUUGUAGUAAAAAAAAAAAAAUCUAAAAAUAAAUAACUUUCUACUUCUG
This is a messenger RNA of Alligator mississippiensis (American alligator), 2633 nucleotides long. RefSeq names its product U6 snRNA biogenesis phosphodiesterase 1 (gene USB1). The coding region runs from base 297 to 1028 and encodes 243 amino acids. Gene Ontology annotation, biological process: U6 snRNA 3'-end processing. Gene Ontology annotation, cellular component: nucleus. Lineage: Eukaryota; Metazoa; Chordata; Crocodylia; Alligatoridae. The transcript is spliced from 7 exons. Gene Ontology annotation, molecular function: 3'-5'-RNA exonuclease activity. The record is from RefSeq and is a predicted model, not a curated record.